Halteromyces radiatus is the source of this 1909-nucleotide messenger RNA. RefSeq lists its product as uncharacterized. The record is from RefSeq and is a predicted model, not a curated record. Lineage: Eukaryota; Fungi; Mucoromycota; Mucoromycetes; Mucorales; Cunninghamellaceae. The transcript is spliced from 8 exons. Bases 54 to 1718 code for a protein of 554 amino acids.
GUCAUAUCUCUUUCCACUUUUUCCUUCACCGACCUUUUUUAGAUUGUUUCUGCAUGGACUCUGCACAAAAAUCAACGCCUCUUCAUAUCCCUCAAUCAAGUUCUAGAGGUAUCGGCAAUACCGGUUCACCAAGUAUGGGACAACCAAUGAGUUCUUCUUAUGAAAACCAAUGGCUACUUAGUGACGAUAAAAAGACUUCUGGACGUAGAAAAAGCAUGGCGGAUGACAACAAAGAUACAAGCAAAGAAACAAAGAAGCAUGAUAUCCACUCACAACAUUCUUCCUCAGUUGGAUCUAGCACUGCGCACAAAGAAAAUAUGCAUCCUAACAACAGUGGUGCACCCGCUCGAAAGAGUCAAAAGAACAUGACCAAAGCUGAACGUCGUGCUCUUCAAGAACAACAACGCUUGGAAAAGGAAAAACGUGUGGCAGCAGGAUUACCCAAAAAUGCGAAAAAGGCUGCAGAAUUAUUGGAAAAACAAGGCCCUUCUACAACUUCAAGUAAACCAUCCACUUCUAAAACUCAACAUACUUCUGGAUCAACAACUUCCUCCGUUUCUACAGGUGGUGAUGACUCGACUCCCAAGAAGAAAAACACCCCAUCUUCACAAAAGGCACAAAAGAAUCAAGUUCCUUGGCUUCUCCAUUUGGAUGCUCCCAAACGCCCUGAUACUGCUGGUUCAAACAAGGAUUUACAUCCAGCCGUCAAGACUUUGGCAUUAUACUUUUCUGAAUACAAGAUUGUAGGAUCUAAUGCGAGAUGCGUUGCCAUGCUGGAAACGUUCUCAAAGGUGAUUGAAGAACAUCGACCUCCUUCUGAUGCUACAUUUUCAAGACAUAUUCAAAAACAUUUGGAUCCUCAUAUUGCAUACUUAUUGGCAACAAGACCUAUGUCUCUUAGUAUGCGUGAAUGUAUUCGAUGGCUUAAGAAAGAAAUGGCAGAUAUUGUAGAAGAAGAUCCACCUUUAGCUGACGACGAUGCACGACAUCGGUUAAUGGAACGUAUUGAACAUUUUAUUCGUGAACGAAUCACCAUGGCAGAUCAAUUGAUUGUACAAAAUGGAUUACAGAAAAUCAAUGAUGGAGAAGUGAUCUUGACCUUUGGUAAAUCAUCUGUAGUAGAAAGCUUAUUGUUAGCAACAAAGAAAAAAGGCAUUGACUUUAAGGUGAUUGUGGUUGAUAGUCGACCAUUAUUUGAAGGCAAACAUUUGUUACGAAGACUUGUGGCGGCUGGUAUCGACUGUUCUUAUCAUUUAUUGUCAAGUGUCUACGUUGCUUUAUCAUCAGUGACUAAGGUGAUUAUGGGUGCUCAUGCUUUACUGAAUAACGGCGCUGCAUAUUCACGUGUUGGUACAUCUUUAGUAGCAAUGGCUGCUACCGACAAGCAGAUUCCUGUUAUGAUUUGCUGUGAAACCUAUAAAUUCGUCAAUCGUACUCAAGUGGAUUCCUUUGUCAUGAACGAAAUUGGCAAUCCUGAUGAUCUUGUCAAUACCAAAGCUACUUUCAAUUCCAAUCAUCAAGGUCAUCCAAACCCUACUACAUCUGCUUUGGAAAAUUGGCGUGAACAACCUAACCUUAGAUUACUCAAUUUAUUGUAUGAUGUGACUCCUUCGAAAUUCAUUACUUUGGUGGUAACUGAAGUUGGUCUUAUUCCUUGUACAUCUGCUCCCGUUAUCUGGCGUGAAUACAACGAGGAAUUCGGAAAACGGGAUAAAUAGAUCAGGAUCAUUCAAAUUCAUGCGACAUCAUUAUUUUGGCAUAUAGGGAACAUAUCGAUAUCAUUAGUUAGGCAAACAAUAUUAGUAUUAGUAUUGAUGUAGUUUAGAAACCUUUACACUUUUUUUUUUGCAUAUCAUCAUCGAAGAAACGAAUAAUAAAAAAAGAAAGACGUAUUUAUUAUGUAUCAUGC